CGUUAAGUAAAGUUGUUGUGGAAAGGGGGUUGUAGUAUUGAGUACCAAAAUACUGAAUAUUUUAAGAAGUUCGAAAUUAGAUUGACAUAUACUGUAUGUACGCUGUGUAGGGGAUUUCACAUCUGUAGCAUUGUCUUCCAGGUGCUUUUUGUAUAUAUUUUUUCUUAAAAUUGAAUUGACAGUAUAAUGCCUACAAUAUAUAUCUGUAGCAAGAUGCAAGAUUUGAAAAUCUAGGUAACUACUGUAUGUAUUUUGCGUAUGGCUACAAAAACAGUACUGGGCUACAUACAAAGAUGGAGAAAAGCGGGUGUCCGUUGUUGUUCUUUUAAGUCUCAUAGGACGUACUGCCAAAAGGACGUCACGCUUCUAACUAAAUUCCUAUUCAUGACCACGUUGUCUGACUGUGAGCCCUCAAGAAAGAGACUGAGGCUGGAAGUUAACAUCACCUCCACUUCUACUAAACCGACCACGCUGCUCACAGCCAGACGGAUAUUGAACAAAGAGAUUACCCUAGGCCCUUCCUCGUCUGGCCAGCAAAUAAGAGAUAAGCAGAAAAUUGCCCAUGCUUACCCUGUUAGAAUAAAGGACGUGACAAUGGACACAGAAAAACUUGUGAGCUGUAAGGGACUAGAGAAGACUAUGAUGGCAUCCUGUACUGCAAGUGGGAAAGAAAGUGUACAGCUCAGACCUCAGCCCAAUGAAAACAUGUUAAGCUCAACUAAAAAUGAAACUCUGGGAGAGAAAGGCAAGGAGAAGAUGGACUCCUUCAAGACCACUACUUAUUUGGAAGGUGUUAAUUUACAGUCAGUGGGUAUCCAGGAAAUGUGUACUCCAACGAGUAGUUCUACCACUAGAAUGAAAGCUACCUGUCAAGAAAGUUCAGCUAGUUGUGAGCAAAAGUCUCAGAAGCCUGGCACACUCGAUGACUGGUUCAUCAAGCCAGGAUCAAAAGCGACAGCUCAGAGAGCCGAGCUCAGCGCCGCCCCCACUCCCGAAGAACAGCCGCAGAGCGGAGAAGACUGUGGUCGGCAGGAUGUGGAGAUGGUGAGUCCCGAGAGUCCAUCAGGCAAAGCCUUCCAACCUGAAGACGCUGAAGACGAGGGGCGGCCUUGCAGAGCGAGCGAAUCCUGGGGCACUGUAGCGGGCGAUGCUCGCGCUUCGGCUACGGGCAGACGAGCACCCGGCGCCAAGCCUUUGUCUCAUCCCGGUGCCGGGGCUCGCGAUGAAGAGCCGCUCCUGCCCAGUGACACCAGAGAUGCCGGGAGUUCGGAUGGCAUCGCUUUGGAGGUUAAGGAGGACAGGAAGAACAGCGCUCCAAUGGACACCGGUGAUCCCGACAAGCCCGAGUCGCCCGGCCCCUCUUCGGCCGUGCCCAAGGGCUCAGUGAAACGGGAUUCCAAAAUCACUGACUUUUUCCAAAAAACAAACCCGGAAACGUCACCUCCAAGUGUGCCAUCCCAAGGUGAUGUCAAAGAUGGGAGGCUCCGCAGGAUGCCACACCACAAGGGAACACCCCCUCCCGGCACGACCUGGCUCGGGACGCCCAUCGAGGAGCUGCGGAGGAUGCCCACAUGUGGCGCACAGCUACCACCCCUCAAAGCAUCGACAAGCCAUACAGUUAUGAUAAGAACAGACUUACUCAGAGAAGGAGAGGUUCCUGUCCCUUAUCCAUCAAAGUAUAAGGAUGCGUGGGAUGACACUUCAGUAAAGAUGCCCUAUUCAGAAAAGAACCUGUAUCCUGUGGAAAAUGAGGAUGGAAGCUCUGGGCUGCAGAGUAGAUGGAAGCUGAUAAUUUUAGCCUUGGAGGGCAGAUUUAGUAGCUCACUUGAUGUAAAGGAUGCCAUAUCGAGAUACAAUGUCACACACUCCAAAAGGUGGGACUUCACUGCUCUCAAUUUGCUGUGUACAGAGAACAUGAAUUGUGAUGAAGCUAAACAUCUCUUUUUCAAUGUUCUGCCUGGCAUGGGGCAAUUGGCUUUAAAACUGCCAAAGCUGUGUACCCAGCCGAUACCACUGCUUAAGCAGAAGAUGAAUCACUCCAUCACAAUGUCACAAGAACAAAUAGCCUGCCUCCUGGCCAAUGCCUUCUUCUGCACAUUCCCUCGUCGCAACUCCAAGAAAUCUGAGUAUUCAAAUUACCCAGAAAUCAAUUUCAACAGGUUGUUUGAGGGCUCUGCACGCAAGAAGAUUGAAAAGCUCAAGACUCUACUGUGCUAUUUCAGACGAGUCACAACAAAAACACCUGCUGGCCUAGUAACAUUCACGAGACAAAGUGUGACCAAUUUUCCAAAAUGGGAAAGUUCAAAAAAUCACCUUACCAGGCUUCACAUUGCUUGUAAAGGUACUAUUGAGAAUCAAGGCAUCGGAAUGCUUCAGGUGGACUUUGCAAACCGGUUUGUUGGAGGGGGUGUGACAGGGUCUGGUCUGGUACAAGAAGAAAUUCGAUUUAUGAUUAACCCAGAACUCAUUGUCUCUCGGCUUUUCACUGAAGCUCUCGAUCACAAUGAGUGCCUGAUCAUUACAGGUGCUGAGCAGUACAGUGAUUACAGUGGAUAUGCAGAGACAUACAGGUGGGCCGGAAGUCACACAGAUGAGAUACCAAGAGAUGAGUGGCAAAGGAGAUGUACAGAGAUCGUAGCUAUUGAUGCCUGGAAGUACAAACAAACUCUUGAGCAGUUCAGCCCAGAAAAAAUUAGAAGAGAUCUCAAUAAGGCCUAUUGUGGCUUUGUGCGCCCUGGGGUUAAGAGCCAGAACCUUUCUGCUGUAGCCACUGGAAACUGGGGCUGUGGAGCCUUUGGCGGGGACACUAGACUAAAAGCUCUGCUGCAGAUGAUGGCAGCUGCAGAGACGGGGAGAGAUGUGGCAUACUUCACUUUUGGGGACAAGGAGCUCAUGAGGGACGCCUACAACCUGCACGCCUUCCUGACGCAGAGAAACAUAAGUGUUGGGACUAUAUACGGACUUCUUGAACAGUACUACAACACUGUGUGUAAAAACUGUGAAACCCUACGACCUGACAUGAGUCUCUAUAAUUUCAUUUACAAAAGCAUAGACUCGUACUCCGAAUCCACGGACAGCGAGGAGGACACAGCUGGGCCUGCAGGCUCCACGGAAAGUAAUUAAUGUCAAGGUUUCUUCUGCAAGACCUCGAGUUCUCUUUCUCAAGAAUAUGCGAUUUGGGUAUUAAAAGGGAUUAUGAUCAAUUCUCUUAAAUUUAUUUUUUAAGUUGUUUUGAAAAUUUGAGCAAUAGCCAGAGAUCCAAUACUUUCUUUUUUAUUUUUUAGGUGUGCAAGUAGAAAUACUAUUCAGUGCUUUAACAGAAAAUAUUAAAAGUUUAAUGACACGAGUAAGUAGUCUUGCAGUUACUGUAGGUCAUCAUUUUUUAUUGUGUAGACAUUCUGUCAGGUAGUCUUUUCUUUAUGAAUUGCUGUUAAUACCCAGAUGUUGUAAUCCAAUCAUUUUUUUAAGUCUUGUGAAAUAAAGUUGUCAUUUUAAUGGAGAUAAAACAGUGCCUAAAUCUG
This is a messenger RNA of Lepisosteus oculatus (spotted gar), 3521 nucleotides long. It is a transcript of the gene parga, whose product is annotated as poly (ADP-ribose) glycohydrolase a. The record is from RefSeq and is a predicted model, not a curated record. Gene Ontology annotation, biological process: regulation of DNA repair; carbohydrate metabolic process; nucleotide-sugar metabolic process. Gene Ontology annotation, molecular function: poly(ADP-ribose) glycohydrolase activity. Gene Ontology annotation, cellular component: cytoplasm; nucleus. Lineage: Eukaryota; Metazoa; Chordata; Actinopteri; Semionotiformes; Lepisosteidae.